AUGGCGUCUGCUGAUCUGAGGAAGGAGCUGGAAUGUUCCGUCUGUCUGAACAUUUAUACAGAUCCUGUAACCCUGAGAUGUGGACACAACUUCUGCCGGGACUGUAUUGGCCGUGUGUUGGAUACACAGGAGGAGUCUGGAGGUUAUUCCUGUCCUGAAUGCAGAGAAGAGUUCCAGGAAUGUCCUGCACUGAGGAGGAACAUAACACAACGUAACAUAGUGGAGAACUUCCAGUCUACCCAUCCAGAGCAGGAGGAGUCCGGGGUCUUCUGUACUCACUGUAUUCACACUCCUGUACCGGCUGUGAAAUCCUGUCUGCUGUGUGAAGCUUCUCUGUGUGACAACCACCUGAGAGUCCACAGCAAGUCACCAGAACACGUCCUAUGUGACCCCACCACUUCCCUGAAGGACAGAGAUGCUCCAUCCAUAAGGAACUACUGAAGUAUUACUG
Staurois parvus is the source of this 451-nucleotide messenger RNA. Lineage: Eukaryota; Metazoa; Chordata; Amphibia; Anura; Ranidae. The record is from the annotation of a GenBank genome assembly.